This is a messenger RNA of Bombina bombina (fire-bellied toad), 939 nucleotides long. Its product is annotated as olfactory receptor 5V1-like. The record is from RefSeq and is a predicted model, not a curated record. NCBI's taxonomy places the organism in Eukaryota, Metazoa, Chordata, Amphibia, Anura, Bombinatoridae. Gene Ontology annotation, molecular function: G protein-coupled receptor activity; olfactory receptor activity. The transcript has a single exon. The coding region runs from base 1 to 939 and encodes 312 amino acids. Gene Ontology annotation, cellular component: membrane. Gene Ontology annotation, biological process: G protein-coupled receptor signaling pathway.
AUGGAAAAAGAAAAUCUUACGGAAAUAACAGAGUUUAUUCUUGAAGGAUUGUCAGAGAUUCCUGAAAUUUGUUAUUUACUGUUUGGCUUGUUUUUAUGCAUUUAUCUAAUAACAGUGUUGGGUAAUCUGAUUAUAAUACUAGCAAUCAGAUUUAGCCCGAGUCUUCAAACUCCAAUGUAUUUCUUUCUUUCUAACUUCUCCUUACUAGAUACAUCUUAUAUUUCAGUCACUGUUCCCAAAAUGUUGGCAAAUAUGGUAGCUGAGAAAAAAACCAUCUCGUUCUACAAUUGUGUUAUUCAAUUGUACUGCACUGUGCUUUUUGGGGCAACAGAAUGCUUUAUGCUAACAGCCAUGGCUUAUGACCGGUAUAAUGCAAUAUGUCAACCACUCUUAUAUACCAUCAUAAUGAAUAAAAGACAAUGCAAUCAGCUUUUAUCGGAGUCAUGGAUUCUUGGAAUAGUUAACGCUAUAAUACAAACAACUUUAACAUUUACGUUACCUUUUUGUGGCUCUAAUAAAAUUAAUCAAUUCUUUUGCGAUAUUCCACCUUUACUGAAACUGGCAAGCACUGACACCUGGAUCAAUGAAUUUUUUCUUUUCAGCGUUGGCACCUGUUUGAUUGGCACUUCUGUUAUAUUAAUAACGAUUUCUUACACACAUAUUAUUUUUACUAUUUUAAAUAUCUGCUCCACUUCAGGCAGAAAGAAAACAUUCUCAACCUGUGCCUCCCAUUUCACGGUUGUAUUGGUAUAUUAUGGCUCUAUUUCUUUUAUGUAUUUGAGGCCUAAAUCAAGCUAUAAGAUAGAUCAAGACAGGAGAAUUUCUGUUAUGUACACGGUCGUUGCACCAUUCCUAAACCCUUUUAUAUACAGCCUGAGAAACCAUGAUCUAAAAUUAGCUGUAAGAAAGAUAAUAACAAGAAUAAAGAUAGAUAAAUAA